AUGGACUCAAAACAAUUUUACUUCCUCAAAUACAACAUUAGAUAUGUAAAGAAUAACCCUAAAUGUACUAUGGCUGAUAGGAAAACACUAGAGAGAGCAGAGAUGAUAUACUCUUACACAAGUAAGUUCCCGUAUUUGUAUGCCUUAAGUGAGGUUUUAUACCUGGGCUUCAGAAUAAGGAGUAGCAAAAAGCUCUUAGCAGAUGAUCCUUUUAUGAGGAGACCGAAUGAACUCAAGAAGAUAAUAUUUGGCAUAAUGCGAUUCACCUUGGUCUACUUUGCAUGAGAUGUUUACUCCCGCCAAUACCUUGAACGAGCGACCAAGAACAUUAUUUUGAAGUACCAAAAAGAUGAUGUUGAACAAAUGAAUAUUCAGCUAUAA
Moneuplotes crassus is the source of this 381-nucleotide messenger RNA. Lineage: Eukaryota; Ciliophora; Spirotrichea; Euplotida; Euplotidae. The record is from the annotation of a GenBank genome assembly.